AAGGAGAAGGUCCCAGAAGAGGAAAAUACAAACCUCACACACAGUCACACAUUCACACGUCUGCUCCCCUCUCACACUGGCAGUGGAUUACUUUUCAGGUUGAACGACUCUUCCAGCACACACGGCGGGUAUGAUCAGGUGGCAGCCUGCCGGAGAGGUGCUGAAGUGUGAGAUGUGCCAUGGAAGGAUGCAGGAGGCCAGUCACUAGCCAAGCCAGCAGCCAGGGGAGCCUGGUGGGGUCCUGCAGCAUGCAGCUGGGCCCUCACUAGCUGAGUGGACGCUCUCCUCUUCACCUACGGUCAGGGCUGCAGAAUGCUCAGUCCUGUCACUCCUUACAGUUUGUUGAAGAUGCACUGGUCUCCGGAACACGCCACCCCCUUAUCUCAGUGGCCUGAGCAGCACCUAGACGUCACCUCCACCACCUCACCCCCUUCAGCCCACAAACACGAUCCCUACGCUACGGCUGCUCGCCGCAGCUAUGCCCCUGCUGGUUACCCUUGGGCCAGUGAUGACAUAUCAGCCCUGACUGCUUCCUCGCUGCUCAAACGCUAUGCUGAAAAGUACUCUGGCUUGGAGCUGUCCUAUGAACGCCCUACUUCAGGGGCAUACUCAGAGACUGGAACUUUCUUAAAAACUGAACCUGAGCCUUGGACUCUGGGUCAGGGUAUGGAGUGUUAUCCUGGACUGGAGGCAUUAACUGGCACCAAAGUGGGCUCUGCAUCAGUGGGCAUACCAGCUACAGGAAGUGUAACAGUCGUAAGUAACUUGGCAUCUGACGCAGGCUACAGCGGUGCUGGUUCCUGCACUACCCCAUCAUCUCAGGAAUACCCUCCUGCCUAUAACAGCACAUACCUGUCCUCAGCAUACUGCCCUCAGCCCAGCGCAGCACUUCCUCCUGCCCCUCUGCACUCUUUGCAGGCCGGACCCACUUUAGUGCCCAGCUACAGCCCCAGCACUCCUGUCUACAACUACCCUCCUGGCUGCUACACACAUACCCAAACUAGCCUGUCUUCUGGGUACAGCCAUCCCAGUGCCUCCUACCUGCCCUCUGCGAUCAGUGCUCCUACUCCUCUGGCUCCUAGACCCACUAUGGUGGGGAGCAGCUACAGCUACUCUUCCCAUAGCCUUGGAGCAAGCUCUGAAUCAGCUGUGCCACUGAAACGCAAAGCAUUUGAGAUGGCAGAAGAAGGACAGGAAGGAGCCGAGGUUGAAGGUUCACGCUACAGGAAGUACGGCAAUGGCCAUGGAAACAGUCAUAGCAAAGGCAAUGGUCAUGGCAACGGCUAUGAUAUGAGUAGCUCAGCAUCAGAACCACAGGCCUACAAACACGGAAAGCCUCUAAUGUCACCCCCUUAUGGUGGGGAAGAAGAAUACAGCCCGCCGUCAGGCCUAGCAGGAGAGAGUGUACCAGCGGAGCACAACUUUCCUCAGCAGCAAAGAAUGUCAAUGAAGAUACCAGCGACGCACACACGAUCUGAGGACUCCACUGGAGGGCGCUGACAGACACGAUCAGCAUGUGACGAUCCAACAAGGCGUCUGAAUCCAGAUCAACUCAAGAGGAAUGACAUUGAAUUCAAUAAUUCCACUUGCAAACACAAGGGCACAAGACUUGCACUGCUUGUGCAACUUUGAUGUUUUCCUUACAUUUUUCCAAAGAGUCACAGGGAAUAUUGUCCUGCAGUGUUGUGGUAAAUCUUAUGGGUGGGGUUUAGGCAUUCUUCACAUGGAUGGCAUUAAAUGUGAGUGUCUGUUUCUCUCAGGAUCCUAUUUAUUUCCUUUCUGCUACUGUGACAGCAACACUGCAAGGUUGCCACUUUCGAAGUUGAUGUAAUUAUUUGUGGCCAUUAUGUAUGAAACAGGCCUUUGACUGUAAUACCUUCUACUACUCUACAAAAGAAUCAUUACUGACCAAAAAAUGAGAAGAGCAAUAACUAUAAUGGUAAGAUUGCCGUACUACUUCAGCACAAUCACUGCAACUUUACACGUCUGAUGUUGAGGCUUGGUGUGCCACUGGGCUUUGAUAAAUGAAUGUUUUCCUGUUUGUCCUUUCACUUUACCCUUACCCCUACUUUUUUCAAUUUCUUUACCUUCUUUUUUCAUUGUAUUUCCAUCCUGCAAAUGCAGUCCUUGACAUUAAUUAUUGUCCAGUCUGUACUUAGCACUCUGCUUAUCAAAUGAAUCUGCCCUAGGUAUUUUCUAAAAUGUGCUGAGGAAUAGGCUAGAUUUCGUGUUCAUUAAAAAAUUAUCUAGUAGGUGUACACAUCUCUCUCAUAAAAUGAUACAAUACAUAACAAAAUGCAUAGUCUACAUUACAAUUCAAGAAUGAUACUUUUUAUGAGGGAAUGACUAGAUUUGAUGUGAUUUGAUUCGGUGCGAUAUGAUGCAAUCCGAUACAAAUCUUUUUUUAAUGUAGACAUUCAGAUUCAGUGAUACAUUAGAAUAAACCAAAAGUGGCAUUACUUACUUUCAAAUACAGAUUUCAUGAAGAACCAGGGAUCUUCUUCAGGUUUUUACUGCUGUCAUUAUUGCCGUCUUUGCUCACCUUUUGUUCACAGUGGGGGGCAGCACCGCAUGCAGUAGCAGAACGCACAGCAUAGAAGUCCAGAAGAAGAAACCAGUUGCAUAGCAUAGCAUAGCGUAAAUAGUGUGGCAUAACUUUCCCGUUCUGAACGGGAAUGGCAGUAUUGAUAAACUGUGAACUGAACAUAAAAUACAAACAUGUACAUUUAUCCACAAUACCACCUACCGCUAUUGGACACGUUGAUUGUGUUUUUUCUUCAUUAAGAUAAUGUUCUUGUGACUAGUCUCAUGCCAACCUUUGAACCUUUAUGAGACUUUGAAGAUGUAGAAGUAGCAGUAAAACAAGCUUAAUUUGGCCAAUUCAUAACAUUAAAAUAGAGCUAUCACCCGGUUCGUAGUACAUUUAGAUUGAUUCAGGGGUCCUUUUCCCAUUUGUAUCGAUUAACCGUUGGACCCCUAGUGAUCUAGUAAUCAUCAAAUGACAGAACAUGUCCACAUUUACUUCAAUACAUGUUUACAUGCUGUGACUGUUCAAUGAAACAUCUGCAAAGCAUAAAAAGUUUGCAAGGGUCCCUUAAAAUUUUUGGCUGUUGUUAAAGCUAACUGAACAGAUCAUUUAAAGGAAUGUGAGCCUUUUGGCAAUCUCUGUUUAGAUGCACGCAGUAAUGCUGCUAGAAAUUUAGGACCCUAUGUCAGAAUAUAAUCUUGGUUCCCCCUCAGUCUGGACACUUGCAUUGCUCUAUGGAGAAAACCACAAAACCAAAGCUUUUCGAAGCCCUCCCCACAUAAGGGAGCUGUGAAGAGAUAACCUCCCCCAACUAUAAUGGAUGCACAGCUAGGACGAGCCUGCAGGUUGAUGGAUAUGUGCUUCUGUGUGAGUGUCUCAACAUUAAAUUCUGGUCUGCCCAUGUUUGCCUGCUAGAAUUUACUUUUUAAAUAUGCAUUGUCUGUCUUUUAGCCUUUCAAACAAACAAAUUAUAGUUGUGUUAUUGAAUACUCAGGAAGAUCACUGUUACCUCAAAAUGGUAAGAAUAAGAAUGUAUGUUAUUACCUUAGGGUGUUUAAGAGCUUUAUGGAGCCGGAUAAUAACAGAACUGUGGCUUUUUUUAAAGAACAAAUCAUACUCUGAACAUUUCAGGGAAUUAAUGAAUUUGCAGGUCUUUCAGAAAACACCCACACACACGUGCACAUGCAUGCACACGUGCACAUGCAUGCACACGUGCGCGAGUACACACACAUACACGCACACACACCUACAGUAUAUGAUUCACACUGCUUCUUAGCUUUGUCGAAAUUACACUCGAGGUUUUGUACAAAGGCCUGAAAUGUUGAAUGUAAUUCAGAUAUUUUUUUAAAACGGACAGUACAUGCCAUAAUGCACAUCAGUAAUGUUUUUAGAUAUAUGAAACAUAUUUUCUUCAUGUAUAGAUGUAAUUCUCAUAGGUUUUGGUGGAGAAAUUGACAUUUUAUGUGUUAGUGUAGAUAGCUGUGGGGGAAACAGGUUUGAGGACAAGAUCUCAACAACAAAAAAGCACUCGUGAUGAAAAACAUUUGGAAAAUAAUAGCAUACAGCAUAUGCUCUAUAAUAGGUGUGCUUAUUAAAUGUCUUAACUUUGUUUUAUUGCAUCCUUACCAGGUUUCUCCUGCCAGACUCAACAGUGUGUAUUGGUGUUCCAUUUCCCUUCUUUGUAUUUCACCUCACUGAACAGUUUUGCUGAUUAAUCAGCUUGAUAAAAUCUCUGUACUCACAAAGAAGGGAGAUGUUAAUUGUGACAAAUAUUUGUUGAAAAUUAUGUGCACUGUUAGGAAAUCACUUUUCUGGAUAGGUUUCACAUUACCUCAUGUGAAUUUAAAGCUAACUUUGUUGCUCUACUAUGCUAUCCCUUCAUGAAUUGUAUAGUUUUAACAAAAAGAUGAAUUUGGGGGUUAUAGCCAUUGGUGGGCACAGCUAGCCUUAAUGUUAGCUUUGAUAACCACUAUUCAUAUAAAAAAUGUAACUGUGAUACCGCUAAAAUGAUAAACCAUAAAAACAUUACGCUGAAGGCACUGCUACCACUCUGAUGCCCUGAAAAAUAGACCUAAAGAGUUAAAAAAAAAAAAAAAAAAUUAUAUGUUGUGGUGUAAAGGUGGAGAGUCCCAAAAAGGUUUUGCAUACCAGAAAAAAAAAAUGUUAGCUGACUUAAAGUUAGUGGAACAAAAUUUAGUGGAAGCUAAUAUUAUUCAAAAUUAGCUAAUCUGCUAAUGAAAAAGUUGCCUUCACGAAUUAGUUGUUAGCUAAUGAGCUGAACUAUGCCCACCACUGGUUAUACAAAAGACUUACCCACCCAAUACUUAAUAUUAUUAGUGAAUCAGAAAAACAACUGAAAGAUUAUGUGUACAUGAGGAUGCCCCUCUUUAGAAGAGUAACAUUUUCCUAAAUUUUAAAGUAUUGAGAAAAAUAACUCCUUGAGGUCUUAAUGGUAUAUAAGCGCUUAGCUGCAACAAAUAAAUGCUCUUCCACGUGUAACAAAUAAUGUGCUCAAAUGUAAACGUGACUCAGCUUGUUAUAUUCUGUAAGUAGGGACUGUUUGUUGUGAAGCAGAGUUGAAUUUGUCCUACAAAUGGGGAAAUGGGAAUUCAGUGUUAGCUUUGUUAUUCAGUUGGUUUGUAUCUUGUACAUUCUCUGUUAACAUUUCUACCUCAUUCUGAAGACACUGUACAUGGAAAUAUUUAUUUCAUGUCCUCUCACUUACUGGUUAAGGAGCAAUGUUCCUAAUUCUUGAACUGUAACAAUCUACCUCGCUGUUGUGUCAUGGAAAUGAAGAUAUACAAAAAAUAGUUCAAUUUGUCUUUCUAUUUGUGAAAUUAAAAAUUAUGCAAUGAU
Messenger RNA from Thalassophryne amazonica, 5383 nucleotides. Its product is annotated as fidgetin-like. The record is from RefSeq and is a predicted model, not a curated record. Bases 313 to 1500 code for a protein of 395 amino acids. The transcript is spliced from 3 exons. NCBI's taxonomy places the organism in Eukaryota, Metazoa, Chordata, Actinopteri, Batrachoidiformes, Batrachoididae.